AUGCUAUUAACUCGAUUCAUUACAUCAAUAUCUCAUUUCAAUUCCAAAUCCAAUUUUCUUCUCCUUUCCUCCGCUACUAUGUCUUCCACCACCACCGCCGACGCCGACGCCAAACACGGUUUCUCCCGUCCCGAGAUGUACACAGAAACUCUCGCCGGAACCGUCCAACCCUACGAUCGCCACGUGUUUCUUUGCUACAAGAAUCACCGAGUUUGGCCUCCGCGUGUUGAAGCCUCCAAUGAUGAUCCACUCGUUAAACGCGUUGCUACUGCGUUUAAAGCGAGGAAAAACGACAUCGUCGUUAAGACGAAUAUCACAGUUUGUGAGGCUCGUGAGGAGGAUGGCUUCUCCGACGGUGAUCUCUUGAUUUUCCCUGAAAUGGUCAAAUACAGGGGUUUGAAGGAAUCAAAUGUUGAUAGUUUUUUCGACGAUGUUAUGGUGGGUUGUAAAUCAUGGGGUGAUGGAGUGCAGAAUGCUGUGGCAGGUUCAUACAUUUUUGUGUGUGCUCAUGGAAGCCGUGACGUGAGGUGUGGUGUUUGUGGGCCUGUCCUUAUUGACAAGCUCAAUGAAGAAAUUCAGCUCCGUGGAUUGAAAGAUCAGAUAUCUGUUAUGGCGUGUUCUCAUAUUGGUGGCCACAAGUAUGCUGGCAAUUUAAUCACAUUUAGUCCUGGACCAGAUGGAAAAAUUAUGGGUCACUGGUAUGGCUAUGUUACUCCUAAUGAUGUGCCUGCCUUGCUAGAUCAACACAUCGCCAAGGGAGAGGUCAUACAAAAAUUAUGGAGAGGCCAAAUGGGACCACCUCUUGAUAAACUUAAGGGAGCAAAUGACCAGAAGCUUGCUAAUGGAGAUGAUACUCACAAGAUCAAGAAGAAUGUAGAACUAGAAAGUAACAAUCUGAGCAACAAUGAAAAUGUGGCUGGUUGCUGCCAGGGUGUUAAUGGGGUUUCUUGUUGCAGAAGUGCAAGUUUUGAGCAAAAUAAAGUGGUUGAUGAAACCGUGGAAGAAAAUAAAAAACAGGGUUGGUCUGUAUUACAGCAGCGUAAUAUUCUUACAGCUACUAGUAUACUUGGAGCUUUAGCAGCUGUUGCCAUUGGUUACAGAUUUUAUAGAAGGUCGGGCUGA
Lathyrus sativus (Indian pea) is the source of this 1122-nucleotide messenger RNA. The record is from the annotation of a GenBank genome assembly. NCBI's taxonomy places the organism in Eukaryota, Viridiplantae, Streptophyta, Magnoliopsida, Fabales, Fabaceae.